AUGCUUCUCUCUCCUUUGAAGAGACGCUUCACUGUAGCUUCCGAAAACGACGUCGCUUUGAGUUCGCUGUACUCUCUCAUAAGAACUAAAAGAUGUCUUCAGAGGAGAAUAACCUUAGCCAAGUACUUUGACUACGUCAGCACCCCACAAGCCGGCGCCAUAGCAACAUUCUCAGGCACCACAAGAGACACAUUCGAGGGGAAAACAGUUAUGGAGCUGAGGUACGAAGCAUACGUACCAAUGGCAACAAGAUACCUCAGCUCCAUCUGCGCAUCCGCUAGAUCAAACUGGGACAUCCACAAGAUCGCUGUCGCCCACCGUCUGGGGCCAGUUCUUGUUGGGGAAACCAGCGUGUUUGUGGCGGUCUCGUCUGUUCACCGUGGGGACGGUUUAGACGCUUGCAAGUUCUUGAUUGAUGAGCUGAAGGCUUCGGUUCCGAUAUGGAAGAAAGAGGUGUAUGCUAAUGGAGAGGUUUGGAAGGAGAAUGCUGAGUUUCUGGAGAAGAGGUUGGAGCUUGCAGAGACAAGAGGCAGUUUAGUGAAGAAACAUGUGGCUGGAGAACAUAAGAGAAGUUGCUGUGGAAGUAAAGUUAGAGUACAAGAAGAUGAAGAUCAUACAGACAUAGCAGGAGAUAACAAAGAGUGAUGUUUGUUUUGCUUUCUCUAGUGUUUUUAAAACCGGACCGACCGGUGGUUAGACCAGGUUCGACCAUGAACCAAUCACAUAGUUGGGUUGGAUCUAAUAAUUGAUUCGGUUCCGCUUCCGGUCCGUUUUUGAAAACAUUGGUUUUCUCUCAAUAAACAAAAUGUCUUAAAGCACAUUGUUGAA
Molecule: messenger RNA, 828 nt
Organism: Brassica oleracea var. oleracea
Lineage: Eukaryota; Viridiplantae; Streptophyta; Magnoliopsida; Brassicales; Brassicaceae
Product: molybdopterin synthase catalytic subunit
Exons: 2
Coding region: 1-645 (214 amino acids)
Biological process (GO): Mo-molybdopterin cofactor biosynthetic process
Cellular component (GO): cytosol
Molecular function (GO): molybdopterin synthase activity
Source: RefSeq, a predicted model, not a curated record